CCUUGCUGACCUUUCUCUUCCAAACUUUCUUUGACUUCGUUACACAAACACGAUCAUGCCAGUGCCUCUCAAGUUCAACGACAAUGUUGGCGAGACGAUUCCCGCAGACACUCCCCAUGCAGUCAGUGUGUCUCUUCCGACAUGGGCGGCCAACGUAGGAUACGAAGAGGGCCAGAAAUGGGUCAUGGACAAGAUGAAGUGUGGUUACCCCCGAUUCUUCAUUCACAAGAGCAUCGACCGUCUCGCCACUGAAAUCGUCAAGCGCCAUGGCAACCCAUCACAAAAGGCCAUGCUGUUCCCCACUCACAAGGUCGCCAAUCGUUGUCUUGAAUUCAUGCAUCGCAUGGCUCCCGAUUCACAAGGCUCCGCUCGUGUCAUCGACUUUGUACCGAACUCGAAGACGGAAUCGCAUGACGAGUCGCAACGCGUUCUACCCCGUCUCUCCGCCGUCCUCUACCCCGCCGAGCAUUGGCCCGUCGCAAAGCAAGUUUGGCAACACAGCGGUGAUGGUGUAUCCAGCAGAAGAGCAGAGUUCCUCGAGAAGCAUCUCCUCGAUGGCACCAUGGUCGACAAGGCUUCCAUCUACGACAAGCCGCGCAAGGGUCCUCGCCGAUACCAACGCCAGAUGUCAAUUGACACUCCCCACCAAUCACCCCCCUCCGAGAACGACGACAAGGACGGUACCGACCCCUUCGCUUUCGUCGAGGAACGCUUCGGUCGCAACUUGAACGUCCAAUUCGCAAAACAAGCAAAGCUUGCCAUCCGCCGUCGCAUUGCUGGAUCCUUGACUUCAGAUGUCGACUUGCAGGAGGCUUUGAAACACCCCGAAGAUGUCGAGCGUACUAGAAGUGCCGAAGGUUUCUCGGUCGAUGAUGUAUUCCUUUACCCCACAGGAAUGAGUGCCAUCUUCAACACGCAUCGCAGCAUGAUGGCAAUCCGCCCCAAGAACAAGAGCAUCAGUUAUGGUUUCCCAUACGUCGACACAUUGAAGAUUCUGGAAAAGUGGGGUCCUGGCGCUCUCUUCUACGGCAACGGCGAGCAAGACGAUCUGGAUGACCUGGAGAAGCGUCUCGAGUCUGGUGAGCGCUUUCUCGGUCUGUUCUGCGAGUUCCCCAGCAACCCGUUGUUGAAGUGUCCCAACUUGCAACGCAUUCGUCAAUUGGCCGACAAGUACGACUUUGCUGUUGUCAUCGACGAGACCAUCGGCAAUUUCUUGAACGUCCAUGUCUUGCCGUACGCCGAUGUCGUUGUAAGCAGUUUGACCAAGGUCUUUUCAGGAGAUAGUAAUGUCAUGGGAGGAUCUGCCAUCUUGAACCCCGCAGGUCGUUACUACGACACCUUGAAGAAAUACCUAGCUCAGGACUACGAGGACAACUUCUUCGAGGAAGACGCCAUGUUCCUCGAACGCAACAGCAGAGACUUUGUGGUCCGCAUCGCCCGUAUUAACACCAACGCCGAGGCCAUCUGCGAAGUCUUGAUGCAACAUCCUCGCAUCAAGCAAGUCAACUACCCCAAGCACGCACCGACGAGAAAGUACUAUGAUGCAUGCAGACUACCCAAUGGUGGGUAUGGAGGCCUGCUAUCUGCGACAUUUCACUCCAUGGACGAUGCUAUGGUCUUCUAUGAUAAUCUGGACACAGCAAAGGGGCCUUCAUUGGGCACGAAUUUCACUCUCAGCUCACCCUUUGCCCUACUAGCACAUUACACCGAGCUCGACUGGGCUGCCAGCUUUGGUGUCGAGGCCAACCUUGUUCGUUUCAGUGUUGGUCUUGAAGACACUGAAGCUCUGAAGAAGGUCUUCCAGACUGCACUCGAUGCUAUAAUUGAAUCCGACACCAACGGCAAUGGAGUGCAGGCAUAACUGCCGGAAUCAUUGACUGCUUAUCCCGAGGCUGAGGGAAUACAUUUGAACAUACAGCUGGCAUACACGAGUGGUUUGAGUUUUGUACAUAUUUGGAGCGAAAAAGCAUUAACGUUUAUAUGAGAAUGAACACAAGUUUCAAAGAUG
This is a messenger RNA of Aureobasidium pullulans EXF-150, 2008 nucleotides long. RefSeq names its product PLP-dependent transferase. NCBI's taxonomy places the organism in Eukaryota, Fungi, Ascomycota, Dothideomycetes, Dothideales, Saccotheciaceae. Bases 56 to 1861 code for a protein of 601 amino acids. Gene Ontology annotation, molecular function: cystathionine gamma-synthase activity; pyridoxal phosphate binding. Gene Ontology annotation, biological process: transsulfuration. The transcript has 2 exons. The record is from RefSeq and is a predicted model, not a curated record.